AUGUCUUCAAAAAGAGGCAUGCCUGGACCCAGCACAAGAGGCCGUCCCACUGUGUUGCAUGGAGCAGGGGCACUGGAUGGUGAUCCCUUUGACAUUUCAGGCGCAGGGUGGGCGAGUCUCGAAAAUAAGUUUAAUGAACUACUCCGCUUGAUGGACGCGCCGGCCAAUGGGAUAAAUGCAUUGGCAGCCCGUUCCGCCCACGGCGAUCGUGUAGCUAGUGUCAUUGUCCAAUUGCUGGACCGAGCCCAGGAGGAGAGCCGCAGGCUUCUGGUGGAGGGGGACGGCGAGGGGGCAGCUGAGGCAGGUGUCAAAACGCUGCGUUUAAAGGAACGGUUUUACGGAAGAACAAGUGUGAAGCUACUUCCAGCCUACUUUCACCUGGCGCGCACCAACCAGUUUUUAGAACGUUAUGGAAACGCGGAGGAAAUGUUGUCACUUGCCCACUCUAUUGUCCUUAACCACCCGCAGGACGUUGACACAGCAAUGAAAGCGGAACUUCAUCAGGCAUUUGGGCUCUUGUACGCUGCUGAUAAUAAACUUGAAGCCGCUGUACAGCAUUUGACAGCUGCCACGUACUAUCUGAGCGUUAUGAAUGGACCGGAGAACAUAUUGACAGCCUUUGGGUAUUUUGACCUGGCCAAUGUGUUUGCGACAAAGGCAAGUAUGGAAGGAGCAAUGGCGCUUUACGACACGGUAAAGAACAUUUGGUUGGAACACCUGCGAGGUCUCCUGAAGGCUAUUGUGGAGGAAACCCUAGCAGCAAGGUCCGUCAAGCGCUACGAGGACGAUGAGGUUGUGCAGGACACGGGAUAUUCCUCUGCGAAGGCCUUUGGAAAGGAAAAUUUAGCCGACGUUUCUAAGAUGUUGCAUGCCAUUUAUAACAUUCAGAAAGAUCGCUUCACCACCUUGCACCCGACGACAGCACGAGCAGAGUUUGUGCUUGGCCUAUUUCUUCUUUGGGUAAGUAAAAAAGGGGAGGCGGCGCAUCAUCUGCAAACGGCACGGGCGACGUCGCAACAUUUCUACGGUGAGCGGCAUCCAGUAGUACAGGAAAUAGAAGAGUGGUGCGAGUGGUUUGAAAUACCCUUGACGGAAAGCAAAUAA
This is a messenger RNA of Trypanosoma cruzi, 1104 nucleotides long. RefSeq lists its product as uncharacterized. Gene Ontology annotation, molecular function: protein binding. The transcript has a single exon. The record is from RefSeq and is a predicted model, not a curated record. NCBI's taxonomy places the organism in Eukaryota, Euglenozoa, Kinetoplastea, Trypanosomatida, Trypanosomatidae. Bases 1 to 1104 code for a protein of 367 amino acids.